AUUAUAAAAACCAACCUGCUGCAAAUCCUGAGACGCAACUGGCAACUCGAGUUGAGCUCACGGGCACCAGCUGGAAGAGAAGCAACAAAAAAAGUAGGCAUCUUAGCCAGCUAACGUGAAGUUAGCAAAUAUGAACACUGUGUAGCGGAACAACUGGACAGAUGAGACUCAUGGAAGGUCGGACUUGUAAAACUAACCCAUACUUUAUACAGUAAUGUCCACGGCUUUCAGAGUGUCCGGCUUCAUGUUGAAAAUUAACUAGUUUUAAUAGAAUCGACCUAGCUUUAACCGGGUAAGAUUAGCCUGGCCACUAUUGUAGGCUAGGCUACGUUAGCUAACGGUAGUCAGCAAGCUGUUAGCGGAACAUUUGCAACUUUGGCAGGAGCGGAUUCAAGAGGAAGGAAGGAAGGAAGGAAAGGCACAAGUAGGAUCAGUGCGCACCACAGUUUGAGCAAAGCGAGCAAACUUUCAGGGCUGCACAGUUCGCGCUGUGACGCAUUUAGAAAAGUUGACCAUCUGUGAAGUCUGUAAGAAAUGUAACACCGUUUGCUGGGAAGAAAUGCGGUUAGUUGGCGUACCGAGCUGUCGACAUCAAGAGUCUCCCUGGCUAGCUGGACGGCUAGUGAUAGCUAGCGCACUGGCUACCAACUUGUAAAGAAGUUGUGUUGUGUAAAUCGGAUGUAGCUAGCUAAGUGGUUUAAGUUAAGUUUUAAGCCAGAGUUUGUGGCAUCAGUUAGCAAAACUUUUCCGUAUAAGAGACUGUUUGACACCAGAGAGUUAGGCGACGGGAGAAAGCCAUGGCAUCGGAUGUGAUUGAGAGUGAAGUGGUGUUGAAGGGUGUAAGUGAUAUGAAUUUGAACAAUGGUAGCCCAGAUCUCGACACACCCAGGAGGACUCAUGAGGAGCUGGGAAACAGACAGACGUCAAGUCCUUCAUCGUCCGGAGUGUCGGGAGAAGGUGAUGAGGAGGAACUAGACGAGUUACAACACAACGCCGCUUACACAGCUGAAAAAGGCGACGAGGCACUUGAGGAGAGUCUAACCAAAACAGGAGGCACAGCACAGGAAAGGACAGCUCCAGACAAUGAACACAAACAGUCAAGGGAAAGAAGCUCAACUCCAGUGAAUCUGCCCCAGCAGUGCUUUACUUCUGGGCCCAAUGGAAGUCUGGAGCGCCAGGAGUCAGUCGCCACAACAGAGGCUCGCUUAAGAAUGGAAGGGGUUGAGCUUAAGGAAGAGUGGCAGGAUGAGGACUUUCCAAGGCCCCUGCCUGAAGAAGAGGAGCUUGAUGACGACCUUUUUGCCGGGACCUCCGGAGAAGGAGAAGCAGGCUAUGCAGUCACCCAUGGCAAGAAAACCAAGAAGAGACUGUCUGCUCCAGAGAUCAGCCUCACUCUGGACCAGAGUGAAGGUUCCCUUCUCUCAGAUGAGCUGGAUGAAAGUACAGAGCUGGAUCUUGAUGACAUAGACACACCCUCAGACAACAGCAAUGAGUUUGAAUGGGAAGAUGAUCUGCCCAAGCCAAAAUCAACAGACCUCCUACGAAAAGGUGUGGAAUCUGUCCAGGAGUACUCUGCCAUGGAGGAGAGGGAGGAGGGCCGCCGCUGGAGGGUGUUUCGCAUCGGAGACCAGGAGCACAGAGUGGACAUGAAGGCCAUUGAACCCUACAAGAGGGUUAUCAGCCAUGGAGGUUACUAUGGAGAUGGGCUGAAUGCCAUCAUUGUGUUUGCUGUGUGUUUUAUGCCUGAGAGCAAUCAACCAAAUUACCGAUACAUCAUGGACAAUCUAUUCAAGUAUGUCAUUGGCACAUUGGAGCUUUUGGUUGCUGAGAACUAUAUGAUUGUGUAUUUGAAUGGAGCGACAUCUAGAAAAAAGAUGCCGACUGUGGGCUGGCUCAGAAAGUGUUAUCAACAAAUAGACAGGAGGUUAAGGAAGAACUUGAAGUCUUUAAUAAUUGUCCAUCCCUCUUGGUUUAUCCGUACCCUCUUGGCACUCACAAAACCCUUCAUAAGCUCCAAAUUUAGCCAGAAAAUCAAGUAUGUGUACAGCUUGACAGACCUGGCAGAAUUGGUUCCAAUGGAGUAUGUGUCUAUACCAGAUUGUAUCAAACAGUUUGACGACGAAAAAAAUAGGAAAACCCGUAAAAGGUUUAGAAUUUAAAAUGGUGCAUGGUCGAAUCGACCAGGACAUGCAUGGCAAAGUGGAGAUAGCAGCUGCUGCCGUUCCGGAGUGACUCUGCAGGCACUUCAAGAUCUGGAGGAAGAGAACGAUCAAGAAUGUGUCAAUCCACAUCCACUCUUAUGUUUAUGUUCUGUGCAAUGUAACUGGAGACUUUGCUCUUUGUGUCAGAAAAGUGCCUUUCUCAAACUCUGCUGCCUGUUACAUUGUGGAACUCUUUGCUGUGUUAGUGUCGGGCUGCUUGAUCUCCAGUUUUUCUCUCAUGCUGCCUGAAGCAUUUUUAUAACCUUUUUUUAUGUACUAUAUUAUGCCAAACGUAGAAGUUGAUGGUUCUCUAGUUACUGUUGUAUCUGCAGUAUGUUUAAGGCACACUGUUACAAAUGGUUGAUGCAUGUUCUGCUUUAUUACAUUUAAAUAUAUAUUUAUAUUCAAAGGUGACAAAGGAGAGAAAUUAAUAUAUUUUUAUGGUUGCUCUGAUUUAAACAGCAUUUUUAGGUCUCUUGACCAAUUGAGUGGCAUUCUUAGAGCAGGUUUCACAUCCCAACCUUUUCACUGUUGAAGUUCACUGCUGAAGUCAUUUGUUACAAUCCUGCCUGGGGAAAAUAAAACUUUAUUUUUGCCCCUCCCUUGAA
Messenger RNA from Myripristis murdjan (pinecone soldierfish), 2809 nucleotides. RefSeq names its product BCL2 interacting protein 2 (gene bnip2). NCBI's taxonomy places the organism in Eukaryota, Metazoa, Chordata, Actinopteri, Holocentriformes, Holocentridae. The record is from RefSeq and is a predicted model, not a curated record. Gene Ontology annotation, biological process: apoptotic process. Gene Ontology annotation, cellular component: cytoplasm. The transcript has 12 exons. The coding region runs from base 798 to 2159 and encodes 453 amino acids.